Molecule: messenger RNA, 4670 nt
Organism: Cydia strobilella
Lineage: Eukaryota; Metazoa; Arthropoda; Insecta; Lepidoptera; Tortricidae
Gene: rdgC
Product: serine/threonine-protein phosphatase rdgC
Exons: 15
Coding region: 308-2425 (705 amino acids)
Biological process (GO): detection of stimulus involved in sensory perception
Molecular function (GO): manganese ion binding; phosphoprotein phosphatase activity; calcium ion binding
Source: RefSeq, a predicted model, not a curated record
GCAAGUUGGCCGUAUUAAGAACACGCGCGCCGCCGCUUUUCCGGCAACUUUCCGACACUAACUUUAAACAAAAGUGAAGUGAACAUUUCGUUAAAUAUUUUUGAUUGUGUUUAAUAUUUAUAUUCAGUUCCUGCAAAAUCAACUCUUAAUCGAACGAUUUCAACCAGUCUUCACGACUGGGUCAUGCCAGCGGGCUUUCACCUACACCGUUAAAACACCGGUCAAGAUUCCCAAGUCUCGCCAGAAAGCGCCGAGAUGCAACCGAAAACGAAGAGAUAAGAAAUAUAAGAAGGACGAGAGCCCAACGAUGUUCUCAUUGUCGGAGGGGUGCGGGUGCGUGAGCUUCCGCGGGGGGAGGAGGAACCGGUCCCUCGGGGACGACUCGUCCUCCUGCCGCAGCUCAGAGAUUGAACAAGAAGUUCCUAAGAAGUUGGGACGGAGGCUCCUCGACGGACAAUGCAACGUGAGAGCUCUUGUGCCUUUCUUGAAGUUCUGGAAAAGGGAUGACGUCAGUAUGACGAAGGCUGAAAGAACCAUGAAAGCGGCCAUUUUAAUCCAGCAGUGGUACCGGCGGUACCUGGCGCGGAUGGAGGUACGGAGACGGUACACAUGGACCAUAUUUCAAAGCAUCGAGUACGCAGGAGAGCAGGAUCAAGUCAAACUGUACAACUUCUUCAACGCGCUACUGAGCCACAUGCGGGACAGCAGCGGCCGGGUGUCGUCGGAGCGUACGUCGCGGACUGCUUCUGUGUUGGAGCAAGUAUUCUCGGAGGAGUCCGACGAGGGCGGGGGUGUGGACGAGACGGCGCCGCCGAAGCUGUCUCGCGGGCCCGACCUCGAGUUCCCGCUGCAGCGGAAGGAUAUCGACCUACUGAUUGAGGCUUUUAGGAAAAAAAAGAAUCGAUUUGAAAUAUACUCGACAUUCCAGCACCGUCUACAUGCGAAGCACGUGGCACUGAUUCUGAAAGAGGCCACCCAAGUACUGAAACGACUGCCGAACAUCAACGUGGCCACCACCUCCAUCUCAAGCCAGAUUACUGUCUGCGGGGACCUGCACGGGAAACUCGAUGACUUGCUCGUCAUAUUUCACAAGAAUGGAUUACCUUCGCCGGAGAAUCCUUACAUAUUCAACGGGGACUUUGUAGACCGAGGAAAGAAGGGCUUGGAGGUGUUUCUGUUGCUGCUGGCCUGCAUGCUGGCGUUUCCUGGAGGGGUGUACCUCAACCGCGGCAACCACGAAGACUUGAUUAUGAACCAAAGGUAUGGUUUUAUAAAAGAGGUGCAUCAGAAAUAUCGGCACAACGCUGAGCGCCUACUGAAGCUGAUAGAGGGCGUGUACCGCUGGCUGCCGCUAGGCACCAUCAUCAACAACCGCGUGUUCGUGGUGCAUGGCGGUAUUUCUGACACCACUGACCUGGACAUGAUCCGCAGCUUGGAGAGAGACAAAUAUGUGUCGCUGCUGCGACCACCGGUCACGGAAAAUUGCGCACCAGGCUCCGAGGUCAUUGACAAGGUGGAGUGGAAACAGGUAUUCGACAUCCUCUGGUCAGACCCCCAGACCGUGGGCGGCUGCGUGGCGAACGCGCUGCGCGGCGCGGGCACGUACUUCGGCCCUGACGUGACCACGUCGUUUCUGCAGAGGAACAAGCUCAGCUUCCUGAUACGCAGCCACGAGUGCAAGCCGGGCGGGUACGAGUUAUUGCAUAACGGAAACGUCAUCACAAUCUUCUCCGCAUCCAACUACUACGAGCUGGGCUCGAACAAGGGCGCAUAUUUGAAGCUAUGCGGCAAUUCGCUCGAGCGACAGUUCGUGCAGUACACGGCGGCAGUGUCGCGCACGAGACGGCUCACGUUCCGGCAACGUGUCGGCCUCGUCGAGUCCUCGGCGAUGCGCGAGCUGCACAACCUCAUCAUGUCCGCGCGGAGGCCGCUCGAGGCCUAUUUCCGCAGUAUGGACGUGGAGCAGAGCGGAUACAUACCCAUCAGCGAUUGGUGCGCGGCCAUGGAAGAAACCACGCACCUCGGGCUGCCGUGGCGCAUGCUCAAGGACAAACUCGUGCGCACGGAUCCCGACACGCGCAGGGUGCGCUACAUGGAUACCUUUGAGUUCACUGCUAAUAAACUGGCACGUAAAGCAGACACGCAGACUGUCGUGGACACUCUUUACAGAAACAAGACAAGUUUAGAAGCUAUUUUUAAAAUCUUAGACAAGGAUAACUCAGGCUACAUAACUCUUGAGGAGUUCUCGGAGGCGUGUCAGCUCCUUGGUAAAUACAUGCCGAACCCGAUGACGCAAGAGCAGCUGGUCGAUAUCUGCCGCUUAAUGGACAUUAACAAAGAUGGGCUCGUCGACCUUAACGAGUUCCUUGAAAGCUUUCGGCUCGCCGAGAAGAACCUCGAGGGCGACGACGAGGAAGACACUUGACAACAGCCCGGCCGCCGCCCCUGCCGGACGGCGGUCGAUCGCGACGAAACCGGCGUCACCAUUGAGGUACUCAAACUCAACGAAGACACUAAAAUCAACGAGAAACCUAACAAAAAUGGACUGGCCCAUCCCUUGGGCGAGAGCGUUCCCAGCGUAUCCCAACUGAUCGAAGAGAUAGAGUUGAUAGAUUGUGACGAGACGCCGCGCCGGCCUGGCCUGCUCGAGAGCGACAUGUAACGCCGCUGUAUCAAACCCAGACCCUUUAAGGGAAGCAUUUACUUGCGAUUUUAAACAUCCGUUUUUUCCUGCUAAAAGCAAGUGGAAGUGACAAGCUUUAUAAAGCGGUGAUAAACUCCACUGUGCUGCACGUUUGUGGAUAUUCUCUAUUUUGAUAUUAAUGUCAGUUGUAUGCAUUUCUGUUGCAAAGUUUUGCUUAGAUGUUUAUAAGAUGAGAAUAUUUUAUAUACGUGUGCGCUGUUACAUUAAAUUGAAGCUUUAUCCGUGAUAAACUUUUGUAAAUCUAUUUCUACUCGUCUAAGUUGUAUUGUAAGCACGACAGCGUUUGUCGUUAGCAUAUUUUUUCGUCUCUAUAAAUGACGUGGCACUUGACUAUGGAUAUUUGAAAGGACCUUUAUAUCGUCGAUGACCGCUGGCGUGCUGGAUCUUUGUCCUAAACGAAUUAUUAGUAAUUUCGAUCAAUACUCUUUAUCAUAAAUACUAGUGUUAAAAUAUCAAUCUGAUACACAAAACCUACCGUGAAACAGUCCAUUUUUAUAUAGUCUCAAUUUGCCCAUUGAGAUAUCAUGGAAAAAUAUUCCUAGAUAUACGGGAUAAAACUAUAAACCGAAAUAAAUGUCAUAUAUAAAGGAAAAAAUUGCCAAAGCCCCCAGUGUCCAGAGCUGGAAUCGAACCAAAACUGAUAAAAUGGUCAGUUCGAUUAUAUUAUUUAUGUCGUUCGUGGUUUGAGUUCCUACUAUUUACUAACGAUUCAUACAGUCCCAUAUUACGAGUAGUAUUCUCUCGGCGAAAUUUGACCUCUAGCGAAAAGUGGUCAGUUUCACGUUAUGUAUAUUCCUCAAUUGUUCUUCCUUACCUAAAAAAAAAUCAAUACUGAACAUUGUGCUUUCAAAAUUUCACUAUUAGUAAAAAAUCGUAUAAGACAUUAGACCAAUUCAAUACUUUAACUUUAACAUGAUGAAAAUUAACUUAAUUUGUAAAUAACUUUUCUGGUUUUAACAUUUUGUUUCAUGAAUCGGUGCCAAUUAUUGAGCAAAUUAGGUAUAUUGUAUUCGUACGUUCAGUAUCAAAAACACAAAUAAUUGAUAAAUUUAAAACUAACGAAUGGGAACAAUGUCAUUAAAUCCUUUACUCAAUUUUAACGAUAAUUUGUAUUUGUAUUUUUAUAGGACCUACUGUAAUAAUAAUAAAUUGUAUUUAUUCACAAAAACUGCACCGGAAAUAUUUUUCCAAUUUUAACUAUGUACCUACCUAUUAGCCAAUAUAAACCGGUGCAGUUCCAAUGAUGCUGUAGAAAUAAUAUUUACUUAGGUAAUAAUAUUUACUUGAAAUUUACUUAUUAACAAUAAACAAUUUAUAAACAAUUUUAUUAUAAGGUAUCUAUUUAUGAAGAUAAACAUUUUUGGCGUGUCUAGUAAGAGUAUAUAGUACAUUUUCAUAUACAUAUCUCUAUAUUCAAUUAUUAAGCAUUCCAAUGCAGUAGGGUACCAGACAUCCGCGUCGCAAUUUUAAAUAGGCUAUUUUAGCCAAGGGCAAGUAAUUAUGCAUUUCGGGGACUUUUGUCUGUAGCCUGAACUGUUGACCCUAUUUGUGUACUUUCUCUAUUAUUGUUUUUAAAAUACUCUUUACAGUAUAUAUACUUUACCGCACUAGUGCGAUAAUUACCACAUUACGUAACUAUGUCGAAAAUUUAAAGGGCCAUAUGCUGUAAAACGUUGUACGAUACAUGUGCGAAUAGGUAAUUCGCAACUCGUGUCGAUUUAAAACACUACCGAAGGGAGUAUUUGUCGCCACUCGUUGCGAAUUUCCUAUUUUUCGCACUUGUAUCGAAAUGUACUAUUAUUAUCUCUAUUCUAAUGUAAGUAGAUAAUCGUACAAUAACUGUAAUCCGCUACUUGUACUAUUUUAAAUCAUUCUUCUUCAACCAUUAUUCUUGCAUUACGGGAUUGUAGCCAAUAUGCCGAUUUCUUCAUAAUUGUCCAUUAAAAUGUGAUAUUGCAAAUGAAAA